AUGUCUAGCCCGUUGUCUAGCCCGUUGUCUUCCCCUCCCUCUUCCCCUCAGCGCUGGACGCCGUUGAAGAGGCGAAAUGUGAAGCCUUCCACAAGCCGCCCAGGCAAGAAAAUGCGGGCGGGUGGCGUGCAAGCCAAUCAAGAGAAAGAUGAUAUCCCUGCCACGACUAGGAGCACCAACCCCAAAGAGAAGAUCUUGUGCGAAUGCGGGAUGACUAUACGUCCCGCCGGCCUCGACAGGCAUUUGAAGACGCACCCUAGCCACGCUUCGGAGUUGUCGUCUUCGGAAGACGAGCUGCCUAUCGCCCCAACGGAGGCGCCUACCCGCCGGACGACGGGGGGUAAGAGCGUCCCCACGUCCAGGCCGAAGAGAACCCCCACUGCAGAUGCUCCCAAGGUGCGCGAGCGGCACAUCGCUCCGCUCCCUUCUCGUGUGCGAGUGCCUACCCCCUCCCAGCGAGCCCAAGCCCCGGCUGCACCGCGAGUGGGAGCAAAGCCCGCAGUUCGGCGCCCAAAUCAACGUCUCACGAAACGACAGUACCACCCCUGCCUGUGCUUCGACUCGAGUGGCGACGAGGAGGUCUCCGCCGGCUCUAGCACAGAAGACGAGGGCGAGCACAAGCAUGGACUGGCCGAAUAUGACGCGGACGACAGCGACAACGAGGACGACACACCCGAGCAAGAGUUUGACGAGAACGAGGACGAGGACGAUGUCCAGUGGAGCGACGAGGACGAAAGCGAGGAAGACGGCGUAUAUACGUACGCCCACACGCCUGAACCGAUCAGCUAUACGGCAUAUGGCUCGGCUUCUGAGGACGAGGACGACUCAGACAAUACCCCUUUGUCCUCUUCUUCUUCGCAUCUUGCCCAACCCGCUCCUCUUCCCGUCGAACUCACCAGCGUCCCCCAGCCCCACCCGGACACCUUCCGUUCGCUUGAGCCGACCAGCCGUGGAAUGUAUGGCUCAUCUUCCUCGGACGACUCAGAUGACGGCUCCUCCUCUUCGUCUUCCUCCUCUUCUUCCUCCUCUUUCGCCAAGCCUGUCAGCGCCCCCCAGCCCCGCGCAGACUCCACUGGUAUGGACGUCGACAUGGACGACGAGCCCCUCGACCCAGUCUACGCUCCAACAAACGGCUUCUACAUGCCAUACAGCCCUUGA
Pleurotus ostreatus (oyster mushroom) is the source of this 1158-nucleotide messenger RNA. RefSeq lists its product as uncharacterized. Bases 1 to 1158 code for a protein of 385 amino acids. The transcript has 2 exons. NCBI's taxonomy places the organism in Eukaryota, Fungi, Basidiomycota, Agaricomycetes, Agaricales, Pleurotaceae. The record is from RefSeq and is a predicted model, not a curated record.